Molecule: messenger RNA, 1079 nt
Organism: Rhipicephalus sanguineus (brown dog tick)
Lineage: Eukaryota; Metazoa; Arthropoda; Arachnida; Ixodida; Ixodidae
Product: lactosylceramide 1,3-N-acetyl-beta-D-glucosaminyltransferase
Exons: 1
Coding region: 1-915 (304 amino acids)
Cellular component (GO): membrane
Molecular function (GO): hexosyltransferase activity
Source: RefSeq, a predicted model, not a curated record
AUGGCGGGUGCUGUAAUUCUGAUGACAACCGUAUACGUGUUUCAGUCCGCCACACCGCUUACCGGCGUGGGCACCUCGGACACGCCACUGCUGUGGUUCCCAGACACAGGCGUCAAGACGGCAAUCCUCUAUGCGGAGCGACUUUACAACAAGCCAAACAAGUACCUCAUAAACCAGUUGAAUGUUUGUCUGUCCGGCACCCCUGUAGACUACGUCUUCUUUGUCUUGUCAGCAGCCCAUCAUACCGAGCAGCGUACCAUCAUAAGACGCACUUGGGUUGAAGAGGCUCUUAGAUGUUCGAGAAACAGGGUGCUGUUCAUUUUCGGCAAACCCAGCACCGCUGAGUUGCAAAGUGCCCUAGAGUUUGAGUCCCGACAGUAUGGGGACAUCGUGCAAGGGGACUUCUGGGACACCUACCGAAACCUAUCGCUUAAGGUUGUAAUGAUGCUUCGGUGGGCAUUGGAUCACUGUCCGCAGGCCAGGUUUCUCGUCAAGAUGGACGACGACUCUUUUCCGAACCUGAGCAACAUCUACAGGGUGAUGUAUGGGCAAACGGAAGACUCCAUCUAUGGCGAGAUUAGGCGGGGCUCCGUCGUGAACCGAAACCGAAACAGCAAGUGGUACGUCUCUUACGAAGAGUAUCCUAGAGAUGUAGCCCCAGACUUCAUCACUGGGGGUAUGUACGUCAUCGGAGGACGCGCGGUGGACUUACUCUACAGAGCUACCGGUCACGUCAAGCCAUUCGUCAUGGAAGAUAUGUUUCUAACUGGAAUGUGUGCCGAACGCGCGGGUGUGGCCAGGACGCAUCUGUUUGGCGCUUUCGAUCCAAAAGUAUCCUCGUUAUGCGACUACAAGGCUGCGACGUAUGUCCACCACGUGACGCCCGCACUUGUGAACGACCUUUUUACGCCUUGAAAAGUUUGGAGUACAAGUGUUGCAGGCUCUUUAUGGGCUUCUACGUUUGCUACUGUGGGGCUUCGGACAGCUCGGCAAGAUGACAGGAAUGCGUCACCUACCGUUAGCACAAACCCUUGCAUUUAUAGACCAUGUAGCUGCUGCAGCGUUGUCAUAACUGUGCA